CGACGUAAAAAAAAAAAAAGAAAAAAAAAAAAGAAGAAUAGGGUCGAUAUGAAUGCAGAACCGAAAGCGAAUAUAAGGAUAUGGAGGUGUGUGGAAAGAUACAGAGUAAUAAAUUUUAGGUAAGCGUACGGUAAAUAAGUGAUAUCGUCACUAUUUAGUUCGUCACACUUCCAUAGUGAAUCAGUGAAGGAGCACGCUAUGCCAUCCUCACGUGAAGGAAGCCGUUUUUCAAUCCGAGUGAAUGACGUGCCUAAAUAAUGGACAACAACCAGCACCACCCCCGUCGCCAUGACCACUAUGACUAUAGAGAUGUGUCAACACAGCGCUGGGGCCAGGCAACUAUAUGGCUUACGGCCCACUGCUAGUGUAGUGCACGCCCUGCUCCCCUCAACUUUACUGCUCUAGGUGACCGCUCGCCCCAGCUCGCCACAAUGCCGGUUCUAAAGUUCGUGAUGACGGACUAUAGCCGGGGGGACAAGAGAGGAUGUUGCCGGCGACUGGCACGUGUCCUGUUCUCAAAUAUUGGCUUGCUCGUGCUCGUCGCCUUAUACGCCGUGCUGGGGGCUUACCUCUUCAUCCAUGUGGAGGAAGGACAUGAGAAUAGGCUGAGGGAGACCAAAAGACGCGUCAGCCUCGAUCUAAUUGAUGCUAAAAAGUACAUUGUGUCGGUGCUGCAGUACCAAAGAGGCAAAAAUCAUACAAAGGCUGCUUACCUCAAAAUGGUGAUGGAAAAGUUGGAGCUGUUUCACAGUUUCGUAGUUGAAAAAGCCUCUGAUCCUGACAUCAAGUACGACGGGGACGUGAACGCGUGGGACACCGCCUGGACCUUCCCAAAGUCAUUGCUCUUCACCGUGACCACCAUGGGAUCUAUUGGAUAUGGCCACAUUGCACCCAAGACGUCUGCUGGGCGCCAACUCACCAUCCUGUACAGUGUAGUGGGCAUCCCUCUCCUCCUGGUUUUCCUAGCCAACAUUGGUGACUUUUUGGCCAACUCCUUCAGAUACAUUUACAGUCGCUGCUGCUGCCGAUGGUGCAGAGUCCGCCGCAAGCUGUCAGAACUGCGCAAGGGCAACAAACUGAAGAAAGGUGAUCUACGAAAGGAAACUGUUGGCGACGAAAAAUAUAUGCCAACACAAAUGGUGACUGUGCCCAUCAUUGUGAAUUUGUGUCUCAUAGCAGUGUACCUGAUGCUAGGGGGUGCACUGUUCAGCUGGUGGGAAAAUUGGGAUGCACUCUCAGCCAUCUAUUUCUCGUUCAUCACACUCGCCACCAUAGGCUUUGGGGAUUAUGUGCCUGGCAGGUCAUUCCUGGACCUUCAUGAUGGUGCCUCUGCAGCCCUUAAAAUGCUCGCCACUGUCCUGUACUGUAUAUUUGGGAUGGCUCUGGUCUCCAUGUGCAUUAGCUUGAUGCAGGAACAACUGGUGCAAAAGACACGUUGGCUCCUCACCGAAGUAGGCAUCAUUGAAGAAGACAUUGAUCCGAUGCAGAAGUAUAAGUACAAGAAGAGCCAGAAGGGCACCGUCUUGGAAACACACAAGGACCGGGAUGGCAACAAGCGGCUCAGACUCCUCAGUGUGGAUGAGGGGGAGUCGUCGGCAUUCAGACCUCCUGUUUCUACCACUAUUCGUGAAGAGAAUAACAAGUAGUUCAACAUCAUUGACAUUUCUGGAUAAAAAAAUAUAGUGAAAUUAUGGCACGUGGAAUUCUCAAUUUGGAACAUAUAUUGUCUUCAGUGCCCUUCUUUUGAGAAGUCUCUGUUAAUGGACUCUAUACAAAUUUAUAAUCAAGUUUCUCUUUUAUGUAGUAGCACCUUCACAGACAUAAAGGACAACAGAGGUUUAUUUGUCACAGUGAGGCACACUUACUUUAGUAUAGAGUGAUAUACAUAUAUCUUAAUGAUUAUUAAAAAUAUCACUUUUCGUGAUAGUUAUUAUUUUAGGGUUUUGAUGCUUUUAAAGCCGGUGUCACGCCGGACAUAUCUACCCAGCAACGGAAUGUCCGUUGCUGGGUAUUUGUCCGUUGAAAUUUUGUGGGCUGUUAAAUCCGAAAUCCGUUAAAUCGGGGUCCGUUAAAUCGAGGGCCGAGUGUACUAUGAAUGUCAAUAAACUAGGAAAAUUA
This is a messenger RNA of Eriocheir sinensis (Chinese mitten crab), 2118 nucleotides long. RefSeq names its product TWiK family of potassium channels protein 7-like. Gene Ontology annotation, cellular component: membrane. The record is from RefSeq and is a predicted model, not a curated record. Bases 432 to 1646 code for a protein of 404 amino acids. The transcript has 10 exons. Gene Ontology annotation, biological process: stabilization of membrane potential; potassium ion transmembrane transport. Gene Ontology annotation, molecular function: potassium ion leak channel activity. NCBI's taxonomy places the organism in Eukaryota, Metazoa, Arthropoda, Malacostraca, Decapoda, Varunidae.